Molecule: messenger RNA, 2480 nt
Organism: Amyelois transitella
Lineage: Eukaryota; Metazoa; Arthropoda; Insecta; Lepidoptera; Pyralidae
Product: motile sperm domain-containing protein 1
Exons: 4
Coding region: 80-730 (216 amino acids)
Cellular component (GO): cytoplasm
Source: RefSeq, a predicted model, not a curated record
AAGUCAAGAGAUCGAUUUGUUUUUCUUUGUUAUUGACCUGUUGUGCUGUUGGCUGUUGAUCGCGAGAAAUAAUUGAAAAAUGAAGAAUUUUCCUGUGUUCGUUUUCCCUGUAUCAUUAGAAUUUUAUUUAAAUGCUAGACAUACACAUAAACAGUUGUUAACUGUUUACAACCCCUACGAUUUUUCAGUAAAUUUUAAAGUACUAUGCACAUCUCCUAAUAAAUUUACAGUAAUUGAUCCAGAAGGAGUAAUAGCGCCUCAGAGCUGUAUAGAUAUUGUGGUACGAUACACACAACCAUCCAUCGCGCAUUGCGAAACUACAGAAAAGCUUAGAAUAACUAUGUAUGAUAGGAACACUCAACAGGCUCUAGGCAAAAGGGAUAUUCCCACCAAAUUGAUAGAAGGUGAGCCAUCAAGUGCAAACCAAGAGAGCUUGGGAGACAGCUUUCAUCCACUCUCAGUCCGAACGGCACCAGUAAGAUCAAUUGAAGAACAGACUCGGGUGAUAGGACACCAAUGUCAUCAUCCUGCUCACAACAGGGAUCAGCAGCCUGUUAACGUGGUUGCCGUGGCCGUCAGUAUAUGCUGCAUUGCUGCACUGCUACUGCCAACACAACCUGAGGAGCUACCAAAGUCCCAAUGGCCCGAAUGGCUUCACAUUGGUGCCAAUUUAAAACUGGUGUUUUCUUUUGUUUUAGGUUUAGUCAGUAUGCUUGUACUGAGACCAUAGAGUAAAGAAUAUUCCCUUGUUAGUUAAUAUAAAGUAUUAUAUUGUGGUGAUUGAAUAGAGCUGGCUUCUAUUUAAGAUUCUCCACAUUUGAGAAUUUUGGGUUACACUUUAGUAUCCUUUUGACAAUGAUUAAAGCAUUUAUUUUAUGCAUAUCUUUUGGUGGAUGUAUCAUUAUAUAUAGCUAUAACAAUUUUAUGUGACUUAAACUAAUUGGGUUAGGUAACUUUAUUAAGUAAAAUUUGAACGCCAACACAAAUUGGUUGGAAAAAAUGAGACAAAAAUAUCUAAUAAAUCUGUGUACUUAUAGAAAAUAAAAGUGAUAUGUAAAUGUUCACUUUCAUUAAAUUAACUGCUCAUGUGAUAAUUAUAUCAAGUUAUAUAACUGUGUUCCCUUCUGAUUUUAUAUAAAUAAAUAAUAAUAAAAGAAAACUACAUUUUCACUACUUUCCAAUUGUUAAGGCAGGGUAUUUAUACAUAUAUUAUAUGAAAUAUUUAUUUUUAAUUUGGUGCUAUUUGAUUUUAAUAAUAUGUAUGACAAAUGAUAAUAUUAUAAUUUUUAUUAUUAAAUAAAUAAUAAUAAAAAAUGACAUUUUCACUACUUUCCAUUUGUUCAAAUAUAUAUAUGUAUUCAGAUAGGGUAUUUAUGUAUAUAUAUUUUAUAUGAAAUAUUUUUUUCAAUUUGGUGCUAUUUGAUAAUAUGACAAAAAAUAAUGUUACAAAUUUUAUUCACUGAUGAGUUUCUAAACCACUUUUAUUUGUGUCAGAAAAUGGUAAUUUUUACAUUAUUUCUAUUCAACCCAAAAAAAAUUUAUACCAAUGUUGUUUUUUGGUUCUGAUUCUGAGUGUAAGAAAUGAUAAAUCUGCCAUAUUGUAUUUAGAAUGACGUCAUAAGCUAAACAUGUUUUUAAACUAUCUAUGUCGCUGCGACAUACACUAUGGUAGAAGCAAGACUUUUACUAUACAUAUUUUGUCACUUUAGACAAUAUCCUAUAGGGCUUUCAGUACUUAAAUGAAAAUAAGGUAAAAUAGCAAUCUUAUACCAUUAGUUAAAACUAGUUGUGUCGAAUUGCUACACCCAUUAAAUGUUAAAGUAUUAAAUACCCUUUGUAUGUCUUAAAUUUACUUAUCAACCACCUAGCGUUGGUCGCAGUUGAGUGGUGUGCGCAUUGUGCGUAUGUUUUUUAAGAAGAGCCCGGGGUGCGCCUAUACCACAUGACCCGGGAUUUGGUAAUGUUUAAAAUACUUUAAUUAUCAUAGUGUUUUAUUGUAAAUAUGUCUUUUUUUAUUGUAUGUAGGGACAUUCACAUGAACGCAAGAUCUUUGACUGUAAAUACUCAGUUGACUUGACGGUAAUCAAUCAUCUAUGUUUAUUUCUUGUGUGUUCCAUUACUGUUUGGCCUUACCGUAUUUUCGCCAAAUAUCUUGUGUAAUAAACCCCUAUUUGUUUUAAUUAAAUUCCUUGUGAUUCGGAACCACCGUCUUUCAUGCCAAAUAUAUAAUACCAAUAUAACAACAUAUAUUUUUUUUAUUUAAAACAAAUCUCAACAUUCCAUAGUUCUGAUACUGACAACAGAAAAAGCCAUUUUAGUAUUCAUAUUUUACUGUCAGGAUUUAAUUGAUACGAACAUACAAUUAUAAAUUCUUAUUUGCUAUUUCGUAAAUAGCCCGAAAUAAUGUAAAUAUAUUCAUUACCUAAACUUUUUAUUGUUUAAUGAUAAGUAUGAUGUAAAUAAAAAAUGUGUAUAUUUCG